AUUUUAAUUAAAUAAAAAUGGACAAUAAGAAAUGUUUAUUUGAGAGAUUUGGAGGUGAUCAAUAAGUUUCUGAACUAAUUGAUCAAUUCUAUUAUAAAGUCCUCUUUGAUAAAUUAUUAAGAGAUAAGUUUCUCAAAGCUGACAUGAGUCGUGUAAGAUAUCAAUAGAAGAGAUUCUUUUCUUAAAUGAUGGGUGAUAAAAACACUUAAUAUACAGGCAGGUAUCAUACUGUUAUCUAAACAUUAGAGAUUUGGUUGAAGUUCAUAAAGGAUUGAACAUAACAAAUUAGCAGUUCGAUAAAUUUAAAGUGCAUCUCAAAAACAUAGCAUAGGAUAUGGAAGUAGGAGGAGCAGAUUUGGAAGAAUUACUCGAUCAUGUUGAAAAGUAUAGGGAAACCAUUGUGUUUAAUAAGGCAGCGUGAUUCUAUAAUUAUACAUUCACAUAAACAAUUUCAUCUAUAC
Molecule: messenger RNA, 461 nt
Organism: Paramecium primaurelia
Lineage: Eukaryota; Ciliophora; Oligohymenophorea; Peniculida; Parameciidae
Source: the annotation of a GenBank genome assembly